Brassica oleracea var. oleracea is the source of this 1520-nucleotide messenger RNA. RefSeq names its product protein trichome birefringence-like 23. The coding region runs from base 64 to 1335 and encodes 423 amino acids. Gene Ontology annotation, molecular function: O-acetyltransferase activity. Gene Ontology annotation, cellular component: Golgi apparatus. The transcript is spliced from 3 exons. Lineage: Eukaryota; Viridiplantae; Streptophyta; Magnoliopsida; Brassicales; Brassicaceae. The record is from RefSeq and is a predicted model, not a curated record.
UCAACAACAUUUACCAUAUAUCACAGCUUCUUUCACCUUCCAAACGAAAGGAGGAAGAAGAAGAUGAAGCUAAAAUGGGAAUCAAUCUCUACUCUUCACCAAAACGUCUUCCUCGUCAAGGUCCUCGCUGCCGUUUUUAUAACCGGUCUCGCCUUCCGCUUCUACGCCGUCCGCUUCGGCCAAGUGUCGGUGAACGAAAUCUCCGAUCCUCAGAUCUCGCCUCCUUCGGUUAUCAUCUCGGAGAAUGAGGAUCUCCUCCCCAUCGAUAUUGAGGUGGAGAAGUGUGAUCUCUUCACCGGGAAAUGGAUCAGAGACCCCUUGGGACCAAUCUAUACCAAUGGCUCAUGUGGUGUCGUCGUUGAUAGUCACCAGAAUUGCAUCACCAAUGGCCGUCCUGACUCCGGUUUUCUCUACUGGAAAUGGAAGCCUAACGACUGCUCCCUGCCCCGCUUCGACCCUCUUAGGUUUCUGCAGCUUAUGAGGAACAAGUCUUGGGCUUUCAUUGGUGACUCCAUUUCGCGUAACCAUGUCGAGUCUUUGCUUUGCAUGCUCUCCACUGUUGAAAAACCGGUUGAAGUGUACCACGACGACGAGUACAGAUCAAAGCGUUGGCUUUUUCCUUCUCACAAUCUGACAAUCUCCAACAUUUGGUCACCGUUUCUUGUUCAAGCCGCCAUUUUUGAAGACUCAAGAGGUGUCUCAUCAGCUGCAGUCCAGCUUCACCUUGAUAUACUCGACAACACAUGGACUGAUCUGUUUCCCAGCAUUGACUAUGCCAUCAUCUCUUCCGGGGAAUGGUUCUUGAAAACCGCGAUCUACCACGAGAAUGCUAAUAUUGUUGGCUGCCAUGGCUGCCCGCAAAGUUCCAACAUAACGGACUUAGGAUUCGACUAUGCUUACAACACAUCUCUGCGCCAUGUGAUGGACUUCAUCGCAAGAUCCAACACUAAAGGCAUGAUCUUUUUCCGGACGUCGAUACCUGAUCACUUUGAAAACGGUGAAUGGCAUAACGGAGGGACCUGUAAGAAAACAGAACCUGUGAACGAGGAUGAGGUCAAGAUGAAAGUUUUGAACAAGAUAUUGAGAGAUGUAGAGAUUAGUCAGUUCCAGAGGGUGGUUACAGAGAUGGGUCAGGAGGCUGGGCAUUUUAAGCUUCUUGACUUUGCCGGAAUGUUGCUGACCCGACCCGAUGGGCACCCGGGUCCGUAUCGAGAGUUCAGGCCGUUUGAUAAGGACAAGAACGCAAAGGUACAGAACGAUUGUCUGCAUUGGUGCUUGCCUGGUCCGAUUGAUUACUUGAACGAUGUUAUAUUGGAGAUCAUAGUGAAUAGCUGAAUCAAGAACACCGGUUUGGUCUUCGUGUAAAUUGAUAAAGUUGAAGAAGUUGGAUAGAGCUCAUUGAAGAAUUAUAAAACCCAGUUUGGUUCAUGAUAGCUAUUAUUAUGGAUCGAUUUUUGUAAAGUGAUAUUUUUUUCGUGGGUUUUCUGUUAUAUAUGCAAAAGUAAGAGAUUUCGAGUGAA